Lipotes vexillifer (Yangtze River dolphin) is the source of this 4613-nucleotide messenger RNA. RefSeq names its product synergin gamma (gene SYNRG). Gene Ontology annotation, molecular function: protein binding. Gene Ontology annotation, cellular component: clathrin coat of trans-Golgi network vesicle. The record is from RefSeq and is a predicted model, not a curated record. NCBI's taxonomy places the organism in Eukaryota, Metazoa, Chordata, Mammalia, Artiodactyla, Lipotidae.
UUCUGGGAAGGUGGCGGCGGCGGCGGCGGGCCCGGAGCAAGAUGGCGCUGCGGCCGGGAACGGGAGCUGGCGGCGGCGGGGCCGCGGGAGCUGGCGCUGGGGCUGCCGGGGGCGGCAGCUUCAUGUUUCCAGUUGCAGGUGGAAUAAGACCCCCUCAAGGUCUGAUGCCGAUGCAGCAACAAGGAUUUCCUAUGGUCUCUGUCAUGCAGCCUAACGUGCAAGGCAUGAUAGGAAUGAAUUACAGCUCUCAAAUGUCCCAGGGACCUAUUGCUAUACAGGCAGGGAUACCAAUGGGACCAAUACCAGCAGGAGGAAUGCCUUACCUGGGACAAGCACCAUUCCUAGGAAUGCGUCCUCCAGGCCCACAGUACACUCCAGACAUGCAGAAGCAGUUUGCCGAGGAGCAGCAAAAACGAUUUGAACAGCAGCAAAAGCUCUUAGAAGAAGAAAGAAAAAGACGCCAAUUUGAAGAGCAGAAGCAAAAGCUCAGACUUCUGAGUAGUGUGAAACCCAAGACAGGAGAGAAGAGUAGAGAUGAUGCUUUGGAAGCCAUAAAAGGAAACUUAGAUGGGUUUUCCAGAGACGCUAAGAUGCAUCCUACUCCAGCAUCACACCCUAAGAAACCAGAUUAUCCCACAUCAUUUCAUUCUGCUAAAACUGUCUCCCCAUCACCCGCCUUUCUUGAUGAAGAAGAAUUCAGUGACUUUAUGCAGGGGCCUGUUGAAGCUCCCACAUGUGGGCCUUCUUCCACUUCCCAGCCUUUUCAGUCUUUCCACCCCACCACCCCACUUGGCCAGUUGCAUGCUCAGAAGGCUGGAGCACAGUAUAUCCCUCCAGGCCCUUCCUUGGAGGAGAAGCUCCUAGUAUCUUGUGAUAUAAGUACAUCGGGGCAGGAACAAAUUAAAUUAAAUACUUCUGAAGUUGGGCACAAAGCCCUAGGCCCAGGUUCCAGUAAGAACCAUUCCAGUUUAACGGCCAAUAACGGGGGUGCUGUAGAUGGACGUGUAAGUGGUACCACUACCGCAGAGGCAGAAAAGACUUCAGACCAAAACCUGUCCAUUGAGGAGAGUGGUGUGGGAGUAUUUCCCUCACAGGAUCCUGUUCAGCCCAGAAUGCCUCCUUGGAUAUACAAUGAAAGUUUGGUUCCAGAUGCAUAUAAGAAAAUUUUAGAAACCACAAUGACUCCGACUGGAAUAGAUACUGCUAAACUUUAUCCCAUCCUGAUGUCAUCCGGACUUCCCAGGGAAACUCUUGGACAGAUAUGGGCCUUAGCUAAUCGAACCACACCUGGCAAACUUACUAAAGAAGAACUUUAUACUGUUCUCGCCAUGAUAGCAGUAACACAGAGGGGUGUUCCUGCCAUGAGUCCUGAUGCUUUAAAUCAGUUUCCAGCGGCUCCUGUUCCAACUUUAAGUGGCUUUCCUAUGACUUUGCCUACUGCUGUGAGUCAGCCAACUGGGAUGCCUUCAGGCCCGGCAGGCUCCAUGCCCCUCACCCUUGGACAGCCAGUCAUGGGCAUUAAUCUUGUUGGACCAGUCGGGGGAGCUGCAGCCCAGACUUCCAGUGGCUUCAUGUCAACUUACCCUGCAAAUCAGGCUGUCAAACCAGAAGAAGAUGACUUCCAGGAUUUUCAAGAUGCUUCCAAGUCAGGAUCCCUUGAUGACUCAUUCAGUGAUUUCCAAGAGUUGCCUGCUUCUUCAAAAUCAAAUUCUCAGCACGGAAACAGUGCCCCUUCUUUGUUGAUGCCACUUCCUGGAACUAAAGGAUCAGCUUCAGUGGAUAAAUAUGCUGUGUUUAAAGGAAUUGCAGCUGACAAGUCCUCUGAAAAUACUGUUCCAUUUGGAGAGCCUGGUGAUAAAUAUAGUGCUUUCAGAGAACUUGAACAGACAGCAGAGAGUAAGUCUUUAGGAGAAAACUUUGCAGAAUUCAGAUCUGCGGGAAAUGAUGAUGGUUUCACCGAUUUUAAAACCGCCGAUAGUAUCUCACCACUAGAGCCACCAGCAAAAGACAAACCUUUUCCGGCAGCCUUCCCCUCAGGAGCUAUCCAACAGAAACCACAAACACAAGUGAAAAAUCCUCUGAACUUAGCAGACCUAGAUAUGUUUUCCUCAGUUACUUGCAGCAGCGAGAAACCAUUGUCCUUUUCAGCUGCAUUCAGUGCAUCAAAAUCUGUUUCCUCACGACCCCAGCUUGCGGGAUCUGUGGCACCCAUGACGACUUUGGCGUCAACUAAAACUUCGAGUUUGGCUGAUGAUUUUGGAGCAUUCAACCUUUUUGGGGAAUAUUCUAGUCCAGCAUCUGUUGGGGAGCAGGAUGACUUUGCAGAUUUUAUGGCUUUCAGUAAUAGUUCUGUUUCAUCUGAGCAAAAGGCAGAUGACAAAUAUGAGGCCCUUAAAGAGGAAAGUAGUCCAGUUCCUCUAAGCAGCAGCGUGAGCAGCACAGUGAAGAAUGGCCAGAACUCUGCCGCUGCAUCUACCAAAUACGAUGUCUUCAGACAGCUCUCUCUGGAAGGAUCGGGACUAGGUGUUGAAGAGCUGAAAGAUAACACUCCUUCAGGAAAGAGCGAUGAUGAUUUCGCUGACUUCCACUCCAAUAAAUUUUCUUCCAUGAACUCGGACAAAUCCCUGGGAGAGAAAGCAGUGGCUUUCAGACACACCAAAGAAGACUCUGCUUCAGUGAAGUCCUUGGAUCUCCCUUCCAUUGGUGGCAGCAGUGUUGGCAAGGAGGACUCUGAAGAUGCACUCUCUGUUCAGUUUGACAUGAAACUGGCUGAUGUGGGAGGAGAUCUUAAGCAUGUCAUGUCUGAUAGCUCUUUGGAUUUACCAACAGUUAGUGGCCAGCAUCCUCCUGCUGCAGAUGUAGAGGACUUAAAAUGUGCUGCUUUUGGAACCUACAGUAGCAAUUUUGCAGUGAGCACACUUACGAGCUAUGACUGGUCAGACAGGGAUGAUGCCUCUCAGGGCAGAAAACUCUCUCCAUUUGUCCUCUCAAGGAGGCAGGGCCCAGCAGGAAGCAGGGCCUCCUCAGCUGCCUCAGCUCUUCAAAAGAAAGAGACUUCAUUUGGCAGUACAGAAAACCUCACCAUGACACCUCUCUCCAAAGUCACAACCUUCACAAGCGAGGAUGCUCUUCCAGAGACGACCUUUCCGGCUUUUGCCAAUUUUAAAGAUGUGACCCCACAGGCCAGCGAGCAAAAGGAAUAUAAAAGCGAGGACUACAGGGAUUUCACCAGACAGGACCUGCCUGCGGCUGAACGGUGCCAAGAGGCCACGUGCCCAAGCCCAGCCCCCAGCAGCGCUUCUCACGACACCCCCAAAGAAUGUGCAGAUGACUUUGGAGAGUUUCAAAGUGAAAAGCCCAAAAUCAGCAAAUUUGACUUUUUAGUGGCCAAUUCACAAGGCAAAACGAAAUCCAGUGAAGAAAUGAUCAAAAGUGAGCUGGCAACCUUUGACCUUUCCGUUCAAGGAUCGCACAAGAGGAGUCUGAGCCUUGGUGAUAAAGAAAUAAGCCGUUCUUCUCCUUCUCCGGCCCUGGAGCAGCCUUUCAGAGACCGCUCCAGCACACUGAGUGAGAAGCCCGCCCUGCCCGUCAUCCGCGACAAGUACAAAGACCUGACAGGAGAGGUGGAGGAGAAUGAGAGAUAUGCAUAUGAAUGGCAGCGGUGCCUAGGGAGUGCCCUAGAGGUCAUUAAGAAGGCCAAUGAUACCUUAAAUGGAAUCAGUAGUAGUUCUGUGUGCACAGAAGUAAUUCAGUCAGCUCAAGGCAUGGAGUACUUAUUAGGUGUUGUUGAGGUGUACAGGGUAACCAAACGUGUGGAGCUGGGGAUAAAAGCCACUGCAGUGUGCAGUGAGAAACUCCAGCAGUUGCUGAAGGACAUCGAUAAAGUAUGGAAUAACCUAAUUGGCUUCAUGUCACUCGCCACACUCACGCCUGAUGAAAAUUCACUGGAUUUUUCCUCUUGUAUGCUACGGCCCGGGAUUAAAAACGCUCAGGAGCUUGCUUGUGGGGUGUGCCUUUUAAACGUGGACUCCAGGAGCCGGAAAGAAGAGAAGCCUGCAGAAGAACAUCCUAAAAAAGCGUUCAACUCGGAAACGGACAGCUUCAAGCUGGCGUAUGGAGGACACCAGUAUCAUGCCAGCUGUGCCAAUUUCUGGAUCAACUGUGUCGAACCAAAGCCUCCCGGCCUCAUCCUGCCUGAUUUGCUCUGAAAUUUCCUGAAAGCUCCUGUGGGAAGUACUGCCACACCCCUUGGGGUGACAGGGACCAAUAAACAGAACGCGAAUGCUGCAGAGCUCCCCCCACCGCCAUCAGUCUACGUGAAGAAAUCCUCAGGAGGUGGCGGGGGAGGAGGUGCUACAGAAGUUCCCAGUCUUUCCCACCAACGACCUUUGCCCCCAGGUUCCCAAGGCCAGUCUUUGGGAUUCGCGGUAAAACUGCUCUACCCAAACUGCACUGGAAGUUUGCUAACUUAUCUCUAGUUCUCUUAAGAUGUUUUAAAACAUGUACCACAAUUUUCUUUAUCUAAGGAAUAUUUGCUGCUGCAGUAUUGAAACUGUGAAGAAUUGACAUUUGAAGAAAAAUAAAUUAUUGCUAUAGGACUGGGGUUGGAAGGA